UAAACUUUUAGUCUAACAAACUACAAUGUUGGUGAUAAAACACACUGAAUGAUGAAACUUCUUCUUCUAUGAACUCUAGAAAUGUUUAACUCCAGUCAUUCAAAUGACACUGAUCUGUUUUCAUCCUAAUUCUUUUACUGUCACACAUCCUAGAAUGUGACAGAAUAUGCAUAUGUGGCUUUCAUGGAAGAGAUGCAUCUCUACCAUGAAUGCCACGCCCAUCUGUAGCACCUUUAAACAUGCAGAGCAUCUCAAGGCUUUGUCUCUGUGUGCCUUGAAGCCUUGAAGCUGUCAUCUGCUUGUCUGUGUGGUGAAAUGCAUUUAUAGUGUUUGGAUGUAGAACAUAUUUUCUUGAUACUUUAUUUUAUUUCAAGCUUUCACUGAUGGAUCACAGGCUCAUCCUGUUUGGGCUCUCAGUUUUUCUCCAAACGACUUCAUUGGGCUCUGUAGCUGCUGUUUCUUGUACUGGCUGUGAUUGUUGUGCUUCCGGCACAGAGUGCAUCACCACCAAUGGAGUUGUUCAGUGUCUUGACCCCUGUGUGAACUACACUGUACUGAACGAUGCAUGGCGUUCAACAAAGAAUACAGACAAUUCAGUCUUACACUGUGACCGGAACAUUGUCUGGAGUGGUUGGUAUCGCUUUUAUUUGGAUCAGACCAGCGCUCAGAUGCCAGAGAAAUGUGUAGCAGAACGAAGAUGUGGAACUCAUGCUCCUUUGUGGAUAAAUGGGACUCAUCCAGUCCAGCUUAAUGAAAUAGUAACUCGCAAUGUGUUUGGUGCCUGGUCGGGUUCCUGCUUCUAUUUUGCCUCAAUGACCAUCCAGAUCAAACUUUGUUCUGGAUACUAUGUCUACAAAGUUCAACUGCCGUCUGGAUGUUCGCUGGCAUAUUGUACAGAAAUUCCGCCUUUCAAAGCACUGGCACUAAGUGAGACCAGCAUCACUCUGCAGUGGAGCGCGACCACCACCAGCUUUGUUCUCCAGUAUGACGGCACAGAGACAAACAUCAAUGCCGCAGCUGGAGCUGUAACCUACACAGUCUCGUCUCUGACUGCUGGAACUAAAUACACAUUCACUCUCUACACUGUGAAUGGAAAUGUGAGAGACAGUGGACAGCAACUGACAGCUGUCACAGCUCCUCAAAAUGCAGAAGGAUUUAAAAAAUUAGGACAAGAUGAGACCAGCAUCACCCUGCAGUGGAAUAAAAUCAACAACAGCACCAGCUUUGUUCUCCAGUAUGAUGGCAAAGAGACAAACAUCAAUGUACCAGUUGGAGAUGGACCAGUGAUCCACAUAGUCUCAUCUCUCACUGCUGGAACCAAAUACACAUUCACUCUCUUCUCUGUAUUUGAGAACGUCAAAAGCAGUGGAAACCAACUGGUAGCUGUCACAGCUCCUCAAAAUGCAGGAGGAUUUACAAAGUCAGGACAAAAUGAGAGCAGCAUCACCCUGCAGUGGAAUAAAAUCAACAACAGCACCAGCUUUGUUCUCCAGUUUAAUGGAUCAGAGACAAACAUCAAUGCACCAGUUGGAGAUGGACCAGUAACUCACACGGUGUCAUCUCUCACUGCUGGAACCAAAUAUACAUUCAGGCUCUUCUCUGUGUUUGAGAACGUCAGAAGCAGUGGAAUACAAUUUGAAGCUGUUACUGCUCCUCAAAAUGCAGAAGGAUUUAAAAAAUUAGGACAAGAUGAGACCAGCAUCACCCUGCAGUGGAAUAAAAUCAACAACAGCACCAGCUUUGUUCUCCAGUAUGAUGGCAAAGAGACAAACAUCAAUGCACCAGUUGGAGAUGGACCAGUAAACUACACAGUUUCAUCUCUCACUGCUGGAACUAGAUACACUUUCACUCUCUUCUCUUUAUUUGAGAACGUCAAAAGCAGUGGAAACCAACUGGUAGCUGUCACAGCUCCUCAAAAUGCAGGAGGAUUUACAAAGUCAGGACAAAAUGAGAGCAGCAUCACCCUGCAGUGGAAUAAAAUCAACAACAGCACCAGCUUUGUUCUCCAGUUUAAUGGAUCAGAGACAAACAUCAAUGCACCAGUUGGAGAUGGACCAGUAACUCACACGGUGUCAUCCCUCACUGCUGGAACCAAAUACACAUUCAGUCUCUUCUCUGUGUUUGAGAACGUCAGAAGCAGUGGAAUACAAUUUGAAGCUGUUACUGCUCCCCUAAAUGCAGAAGGAUUUAAAAAAUCAGGACAAUAUAAGAGCAGCAUCACCCUGCAGUGGAAUAAAAUCAACAACAGCACCAGCUUUGUUCUUCAGUGUGAUGGCAAAGAGACAAACUUCAAUGCACCAGAUGGAGAUGGACCAGUAAACUACACAGUUUCAUCUCUGACUCCGAGAACCAUAUACACUUUCACUCUCUUCUCUGUGUUUGAGAACGUCAGAAGCAGUGGAGUACAACUUGUAGCUUUCCUUGAACCAAACUAUAUAAUUAGAAUGAAACUGCAAUUCAAUUCUCAGAGACUUCUAUCAGAUUCAGAGAUGCAAGAUGUUUUAGUAGAGUUCUUCAAAGUCCAUGGUUUAUCACAGUUUUCCCUGAAAGUUCACAUCAUCAAACCAUGAAGAAAUCCAAGGAUGAUAUGGUGGAUCAGUCCAGUUCCUUUAAUUAAUAUUUACUUCUGUCUUUGUUCUCUUUAAUUUAAUAUAUUAUCAGCCGCUUGUAUUUACUUAGAAAAAAAAAAUUAUUAUUGCUUAAUUAAUAUUCUAUCAUGUUUGACUCUUUUGUUUAACUAGUGGUUCAGAUGGGAUUUAUUUUUUCUUUUUUUUCUUUUUGUUUUUUAAAGUUGAAUUUAUUAGAAUGGCUGUAAUAAUCUUUUUAUAUAGAUAUUGUUUUGGGUUUCUGUUGAGUUUAAUGUUGGCCAUAAUCUUUGUUUAUUUGAAUAAAACUAUUAUAGCUAAAAAAGUAUCACUAAAUAUCAAAUCACUUUUUAUGAAAUUCAGCUUAGUAUAUUUAUUAAGUAUUUUUAGGUACGGCAGGGUAAGGUAAUUUUAUUUAUUCUUUUCUGAUAUGAUUUCCUUCACCUAUACAUCCUGGUUAGAUCAGUACUUUUGCUGCACCGUACUUUGAUUCUUCCUCUCACCAUAGUUCACCAGAUUUGCUAAUAAUCUUGCUCUUUGUUGGACUUCCUACUUGAUGGACUCUACCUUUCCAUUGUAUUUAGUUUUGCAAUUACAUUUUGCUUUUGCAUUUUACUUUUUUGCCAACAUGUCAUUUGAUGAUCCUUCAAUCACAAGUCAAAAAAUAAAAAAUAAAGAAAUUAACAGAAAAUACAAAAGCAGAGCCACAAGGAUCACAAGUUACUACAUUAUAUUUCUCAAAUUAUUCGUUAUCCUUUCUUUUUUCUUUUUUUCUUUUUACUCUGUCAGAUUAGAAUUUAAUCAAUAUUAUUUGUUAUCAUUAUUCGUAUUACUUUAUACGAUCUACACUUUAUUGCAGUUUAAUGUGAUUUAUAACCCCAACCAGUCCAGAUCCAAGUUGGCAUCAUCCGCUUGGGUUCAGAUCUACACUAACUAGUUGAAGCCAUAUGUUUUGGACAUAUAAAAUUAUGUAAGGAGGGUUUCCUUCACACUUUGAAUCAGCUUAAUAAACAGAAACAUGUUGAACAGGACACACAUUUUACUAAAUAAAAUACUGCCUGCUGUUCUUUGUUUUUGUCAUGUUAAGCUGUAAGAUUAGUAUCAUAUCAAACUAUACUGAAUUUCUUUCAGACAUACUUUCAUGUUUCAGUCUUCAAAAGACCCAUCAUCUUAUUAUGAAUUAAAGUCACAAUUUUAUUAGGAUGGGAGGAUAAAAUCAUCUUAUUCCGGUCUCAGAAAUAUGUUAAUUGAACAACCAUGUCUAAUCUUGUGAUUAUUUUACUAAAUUGAAAGUAUUUGAUUACCCCUGUAAUUUUUUUUCUCUCUUUCCCUCCUUGUUCAUGUGUUUGUUCAAAUGUGCACCGAUCCUUUAACUGCUCAAAAGAGUAAAACAAAACAUGUGUCUCAAUUCAAAACAUGCAGCUGCCCACAGUUAAAUGCUCUUUCGGUUUACUUCUGAAUUUUGAGAUAGCUCAGUUCUAUGCGUUUGUCGCCCCCUGCUGGGUUCCUUGGGGUAGGUGAGUUGUGGUUGGGUUGUUUUUCCAUUUCUCUUGCUUUAACUAUCCAUUUGCUAAUAUUUGAGAGGAAUAUUUCAAAUAAAACACAAUAAAAAUAUUCACUCUUAUAACUUGGUGACUUUCGAAGUUUUUUGUAGUGAUUUAUAAUCUGAUGGAAUGCUAACUGCACAUAAAUGUUUCAAUCUACCAAAUCAUCUGCAACUGAUUAGUCGUUCCCAGCUCUGCCUGCUACCUAAAAGCUGGAAAUUUGACAUCAAUUAAAAUACCUUAAGAAAAAUUUGAC
Gambusia affinis (western mosquitofish) is the source of this 4385-nucleotide messenger RNA. Its product is annotated as tenascin-X-like. The record is from RefSeq and is a predicted model, not a curated record. Bases 384 to 2570 code for a protein of 728 amino acids. Gene Ontology annotation, molecular function: protein binding. The transcript has 12 exons. NCBI's taxonomy places the organism in Eukaryota, Metazoa, Chordata, Actinopteri, Cyprinodontiformes, Poeciliidae.